AUACUCAUCAAGCAUCCAAAUACAAACAUCGUUUAGCUAUGACCAACAUUUACUUUAUGACCGCUUUUCUUCUCUCCCUCUUGUUGUCCUUCUCUCAUCAAAGCAUAAUAAUUGAGGCCAGGGAAGGCAAAGGAUGUAUAGGCAUAUGUUAUAGAUCUCCUACUCCUUCUCCUUCCAUGAUAGAUUCAGAAGAAGGAGCCAACAAAGAAUGCAUGGACCAUAAAGGAGUUGGCAGCAAAUGUCCUCCUAAUCUUUUUUCUUCAGUGAUAGAUUCAGAAGAAGGAGUCUACCAAGAAUAUUGGGACAUUGAAGAACAUAAAAGCAAAUGUCAUUGCAAGUGUCAUAAACAUAAACCUCCUACUCCUUCACCUUCAAUGAUAGGUUUAGAAGAAGAAGUCAACCAAUUACAAUAUAGGGACAUUGAAGAACAUAAAAGCAAAUGUCAUUGCAAGUGUCCUAAACAUGAACCUCCUACUCCUUCACCUUCAAUGAUAGAUUCAGAACAAGGAGUCGACCAAGAAUAUAUGGACAUUGAAGAACAUAAAAGCAAGUGUCAUUGCAAGUGUCAUAAACAUAAACCUCCUACUCCUUCACCUUCAAUAAUAGAUUCCGAAGAAGCUAAUGCUCCUACCCCCAUUGAACAACAUAAAAGAAAAUGUCAUUGCAAAUGUCAUAAAGCUAAAGCUCCUACUCCCAUGAAUGAAUACUAUUAA
Messenger RNA from Arabidopsis thaliana (thale cress), 713 nucleotides. RefSeq lists its product as uncharacterized. The record is from RefSeq and is marked reviewed. The coding region runs from base 39 to 713 and encodes 224 amino acids. The transcript has 2 exons. Lineage: Eukaryota; Viridiplantae; Streptophyta; Magnoliopsida; Brassicales; Brassicaceae.